CUUGCGGUUGGGGGGCUGGGGGCCAGAUUCCUGAGCUCUGACUGAGCCACUGACUGAGUCCAGGCCCCAGGAGCACUCAUGGAGUUGUUGGCAAGGGGUCUGAGCUCUGGUGUUCUUGGGGGGCCCAGGGUUGUGGCCUUGGAAGCCAGGGUCCACAAUGGGGUUGGGGGCAUCGAGGUCCCAAUGGAGGAUGGAGGUGGUGGCUGGGACAACUCAGAGACACAGAGGCCCCAGUGGAGGGAGGGGCCAAAUUCCUUCCUAGGUUCCUGGAGGAGAUAGGAGAUAGGAGAUAGGAGAGUCGGAGUUGGGGGCUCAGCCCGCCCCUGGAGGGGACUAGGGGAACUGAGGAUCAGGACAGCCGCGUUCGGGAGAGGAGCGAGGGUUCUGGGCCUGCAUCUCUGGGUCCUUGGGCAGGGCUGGGGGCCAGGGCCUGCAUGCCGGGGCUCCUGAGAAACAAGAACCAGAGGGAAAAGGUGUCGGUCCCUAAAAGAGCAAAGAGCUGAGACAGAGCCAUGACAGGAGAGAAGGGAGAAGAGAAUGGGGAGCCCGGCUGGGACCCAGGAGAUCUCACGCUGGAGGAGCUGAGUGAGGGCCAGGCGGCCGCGCGCGCCCUGGAGGACAUGCUGGCUCUGAGCUCUCAGACGCUACUUCAGGCCGAAGUGGAGGACCUUUAUGAUGAGGUCCGCCAGCUGGGCCGGGGCCGCUUUGGCCGAGUUCUGCUGGUCACCCACCGACAAAAAGGGACCCCCAUGGCUCUUAAGCUUCUGUCCAAGGCCUCCACGACGCGCCAAGGAUUCCUCUAUGAGUUCUGUGUGGGACUGACCCUGGGCUCUCACCCUGGCAUUGUGGCCACCUAUGGCAUUGGGCUGGAGACCAAGGCCUGCUACGGCUUCCUCUCGGAGCCUGCGCUCCACGGGGACCUCAUCGCCCUCAUCCGGCCCAAGCGGGGGCUUCCUGAGGCAGCGGCCCAGCACUGUGCAGACCAGCUCUCCUUGGCCUUGGAGCACAUCCACUCCCAGGGCCUUGUGUACAGGGACCUGAAGCCAGAAAACGUGUUGGUCUUCGAGGCCGGCUGCCGGCGGGUGAAGCUGACCGACUUCGGGCACACUCGACCCCGGGGGACCCUGCUGCGCCUGGCUGGGCCCCCCAUCCCGUACACUGCCCCGGAGCUCUGCAGCCCGAGCCGCCGGCCUGAGGGGCUGCCCAUCCAGCCCUCCCUGGACGCCUGGGCCCUGGGAGUCCUCCUCUUCUGUCUCCUCACUGGCUACUUCCCCUGGGACCAGCCAUUGCCCAGCGAGGACCCCUUCUACCAGGACUUCCUGGACUGGAGAGGUUCUGGGAGGGCCUGUGACCGCCCCGCACCCUGGGCCGGUUUGAGCCCUGUGGCCGAGCGGCUGCUGGGAGUGCUGCUGGACCCUCAGCCCCGGGAUAGGGGCCCCGUGGGCUCAGUCCGGGCCUUUCUGGGCCAGCCCUGGAAGGAGAAGUCUGGGAGCCCAGAGCUAGCCAGGAGGGGAGAGAAGGAGGAAGAGGACGAGGAGGAGGAAGGUGCAGAGUGAUAGAGAAUGGGAGGGAAUCCCCAAGAAAGUGCAUGGUUCUCUGCAUGGUGGGGGUGGGGUGGGGGUGAGGGGUGAUCAGGGCCAGGGGCCCCUCUGCUUCUCUUCAGCCAAAUAGUCUCCCCAUCUUCACUCUGAGUCUCUCUUCCUCAGUUUCCCCUGUCUCUCCCCAUCUCUCCCUGCCCUGAAGUCUCUUCCUCUCAGUCUCUUUUCUCCCACCUUCCCCUUUGGGUGGGGUUUGUUUCUCUCUGGGCCUUCCCUAUCCCCACCCCCAGGCUCACCCUGUCUCCUCUCUCCAAUAAAGCCUGAAGACAUUUCUCUUUGCCCUCCCA
This is a messenger RNA of Dromiciops gliroides (monito del monte), 1885 nucleotides long. It is a transcript of the gene SBK2, whose product is annotated as SH3 domain binding kinase family member 2. The transcript has 4 exons. The record is from RefSeq and is a predicted model, not a curated record. Lineage: Eukaryota; Metazoa; Chordata; Mammalia; Microbiotheria; Microbiotheriidae. Gene Ontology annotation, molecular function: protein serine/threonine kinase activity; ATP binding. The coding region runs from base 513 to 1556 and encodes 347 amino acids. Gene Ontology annotation, biological process: peptidyl-serine phosphorylation; peptidyl-threonine phosphorylation.